AUUUUAAUAUAUCAGAAGGGUCAAAAUGAAUUUAACCCUCUAUAUAUAUAUGCUCAAAUUAAGUAUCUCUGUUGCAAUGCAAUGAAUGCUGCACCCAACAAACUGCGAACCUAAUAACCACUUCCAUCACAUAAACACAUCCAUCCAUCCGUCCAUCGUAUGUGUAUUUGCUACAGAAAAUGACAGUGACGCCCCAUCCAUCUCUCCUAAUUCCUCAUCUCUUCUUCAAAAUCAGAUAAAGAAAGUUUUGGUCUUCUUCACCCCACCACCACCAGGGAGAGGCGCCAUGGCCUCAUCCUACAAGAGACUGAAGAAUGAGAUUAAUUUGUUGGACGAAGAUCACGAGGAUUUCGACAUCAGAGAGAAGGUGAUAGGGAGGAUCAGCAGAAGAAGAUUUCAGGUGAGGAGAAAACUGAGGGUGAAAAUCCCAAACCUGAAGAGGUUGUUGAGAAGAAAAGUAAAGGUAGUGAAGGUUGCAUGGAAGAAGAUGUACAAGAGGUUGAAGGAAAGUCAGUCACAUUUUGGUGAUCUUUUUGCUGGGAAUUAUCUGUUCAUGCAGGUCACUCCAACUCCCUUCAAGUAUGCACUUGAUCAUCAUCAUCAUAAUUAUGUUAAGACCCACCAACAUGAUCAUGAUGUUCAUGACUUCUCUUCUUCUGGCUAUUCCCUUCCAGCUCCAAGAGUUAUUAAUUAAUGCUUGAUAUAUACAUGCAUUGAUAUGGUGUGCUUCGAGAUCUCCUCUUCUUUUUCAAUUGUAAGAAACGUUGGAGAUCUGCUGCCUGCUGCCUGCUUUCUGCUGCUGCUUCUAUUGUUUAAUUGCCUCCUUAAGUUGUACUUAAAUUUGUUUGCAUAUUGAUUUCAAGAGAUGUAGUGCUGUCUGUCUGUGAUGUUGAUCUAUGAUAUGUUAUUGAUCUCCCAGAAAAACUCACAUAUUA
This is a messenger RNA of Sesamum indicum (sesame), 935 nucleotides long. NCBI's taxonomy places the organism in Eukaryota, Viridiplantae, Streptophyta, Magnoliopsida, Lamiales, Pedaliaceae. The record is from RefSeq and is a predicted model, not a curated record.